AUGGUGGAGGUGGGCGACUGCCCAUCACCGUUUAAACAUGGCUACCUCCAAUCGAUCAACAGUCCCUGUUCUCCACCGAUCCCUUGGAUAAAGGCGUCGCUGCGGCUUGCACGGAACCGGCUGCGCUCUCUUGAUGAUAUCCCGGCUGAUGACUCUCGUCGUAGCUACCCUUGCUUCCAACCGGAUGUCUUCCACCUCAACCUGGAGCUCGUCGAGCAGCUCGAGCAGAUCGCCACGGAGAAGAGCGUCACUCAGCCCCAGACAGUUGUUGCCUAG
Aspergillus heteromorphus CBS 117.55 is the source of this 276-nucleotide messenger RNA. RefSeq lists its product as uncharacterized. The transcript has 2 exons. Lineage: Eukaryota; Fungi; Ascomycota; Eurotiomycetes; Eurotiales; Aspergillaceae. The record is from RefSeq and is a predicted model, not a curated record. Bases 1 to 276 code for a protein of 91 amino acids.